UGGGCCUUCUCACUCCUACACGGAAUACACAUGUACUCUUUGCUGCUAUGUGCUUUUCGAUGCCGAGCCAAUAGGUCCUGUCUCCCAUACCUGCGAUCGCAGCCAGGAACGGUGCACACAAAACACCUGUGCCCAGAGUCCUUCGCGUGUUUCUCCAAGGCAAGCAUGCUGCCGCAGACCGCCUCGCAUGAUGCACACUUCUGCCCAGAGGAGCUGGAGUCUCUUGAAUCCGGGCCCUUACACACCGGCUUCACGUCCUUAUUCAUUGACGCACCCGGAACUGAGUCCUCUAUGCACCAGAGUUCGGAAGGACCGCGGCAAGACCAGAAAUCCGUGGCACGACUUGUAGACCUCGGGACUGCAUCCGGGUUGUAAGGUUCCCAUGAUCCUUGCACCAACUGAUAAGACUCCUCUGCUCCAGGAAGUUGCCAGAAGCCAUCCAACAUUGGAUCGUCGAACAGAGCAGAGGCUUCGAUGUCUGCGAAAUGGGAUGGUGAGACGACUGCACUCAUCAAGUC
Zymoseptoria tritici IPO323 is the source of this 518-nucleotide messenger RNA. RefSeq lists its product as uncharacterized. The annotation marks the transcript as partial. The record is from RefSeq and is a predicted model, not a curated record. NCBI's taxonomy places the organism in Eukaryota, Fungi, Ascomycota, Dothideomycetes, Mycosphaerellales, Mycosphaerellaceae. The transcript has 2 exons.